AUGGGUUCGUUCGGUGACAGUGGUUGUUCGAACAAGCUGUUUGUUCGUCACUCAUUGAAAACGAAACGUAUUGCUUCUUUGAAUGACAUUUUGAGUGAGGAGCAGAAGUCCAUAAUCUCCAAGACUCACUUUCGAUGGUUUUUAGAAUUACAUGGUAAUAUUAAGAUUGGAAGGAAUAUUCUGAGCGAUUUACUGAUUAGAUGGGAUGAUGACAGAGGUGGUUUUAGUUUUAGAGAUAAAUUUGUUGAAUUCAAGGAAAUAGAUGUCAGCUUAAGCCUAGGGUUGGGUUUGGUUGGUGAGCAGAUUAAAUUGAAUGAAAACAAACUCAGUGAAAGUCAUUGUCGCAAGUACUUUGGUGAUGGAAAAUAUGAAUUGGAUUUGGUAUAUGAAUUUAUUUUGAAGCAACACAAAAAGUUGCCUUCAAUAGAUGUUUGUAGGUUGUACAUUUUGGUAGCAAUUAGUGAAGUACUGUUUCCUAAUCGCAGCAGAACAAUAUUCCCAAUUUUGUUUGAAAUUGUUGAUAGAAUCAGUGAUCUGGGAACUUUUUGUUGGGCUCGUAUAGUGUACCAUUAUCUACUUAGCAGUCUGUGCAAAGCUUGUACAGCGUGGAAUAGAGGAAAAGGUGCAACCACUAUUUAUGUGGAUGGUUGUGUAUACGUGUUCCAGGUAUGGUUUUGUGAUCGUUUCAUUCCUUCCAAUGUUUGUGUACAUAAAUAUCCAAGAUUUUUGCAUUGGAUGAAUAUAAAUGUUGGUGACAAGUUCAUUAAACGUGCAAUGGAGACGGGUGUGAUGCUUGAUGAUUAUGGUGCAUCAAGGACAGAAAACAGUGAAACAUGUGUCAAAGCAUCAGUUAAUUCAAAUGGAGAGGAAUUGAAUAAAGAAGACAAAUCAACAAUCAAUAUGAAACUGAUAAAAGGUAUUAAUGAUGCUUUAGAGGAACAAGAUGGUGUAAUUGAAGAACUUGAAGAAGAGUUAUCUAGAUUGCAGGCUGAGCUGCUUGAAGGGAAUAAUAAAGAUCAAGGUGGUUACAGUACACCGUGUAACCAACAUGAUUUUGACAAUAACUUUGACUGUGAGGGAGGAGUUUACAGCCAUGAAACCGUUAUGAAGGAAAGAGUACGUCGAAAACGUUACAAAAGCCAUGUGUGUAGAACUCCCUACACUGGAUAUAGUCCGAAACUUGAUUGAUUAAUGUAAUUUAUGAUUAUUCCAGUAUUAGGAUUAUGUUUAAUUAUGGA
Molecule: messenger RNA, 1238 nt
Organism: Vigna angularis (adzuki bean)
Lineage: Eukaryota; Viridiplantae; Streptophyta; Magnoliopsida; Fabales; Fabaceae
Exons: 4
Coding region: 1-1188 (395 amino acids)
Source: RefSeq, a predicted model, not a curated record